Messenger RNA from Bipolaris sorokiniana ND90Pr, 1143 nucleotides. RefSeq lists its product as uncharacterized. NCBI's taxonomy places the organism in Eukaryota, Fungi, Ascomycota, Dothideomycetes, Pleosporales, Pleosporaceae. The record is from RefSeq and is a predicted model, not a curated record. The transcript has 6 exons. The coding region runs from base 1 to 1143 and encodes 380 amino acids.
AUGAACUCUUUAAGUAUCAAUGAAAACUCCCAAGCGGGCGAGGGACAUAGCAGCCUCAGACAGAUUUACACCCCAAAGCAAACGCUCUCGGUCAUUGGAAUCGGCGCAGGUGCAUCAGGUCUCCUGUUGGCAUACAAGGUUCAACGUCACUUUGAUGAUUUUACUUUGGAAAUAUUCGAGAAGAACCCAGAAGUAUCUGGGACUUCGUACGAGAACAGAUAUCUAGGAGGCUUCAGCAACAAGUAUGGGCUUGCUGAGUAUGUAAAGCUCUCAAGUGAAGUCAUUGGGGCUCGAUGGGAUGACCAUGAGGCGUUGUGGCAUGUCAAGGUUCAGAACCUUGUCACAAGAGACGCGCUCGAUCGCACAGCCCACGUUCUUGUCAACGCAGGCGGCAUUCUCAACUCGUGGCGGUUCCCUCCAAUCCACAGAAUCCGAAGCUUCAAGGGACUUCUCGUCCACUCGGCUGCAUGGCCUAAGGAAGGCCUUGAACUCGAAGGUAAUACUGUUGGUCUCAUCGGCAACGGCUCAUCUGAGAUCCAGAUUCUGCCUGCCAUCAAGGACAAAGUUGAUAAGCUCGUGACGUUUGUACGAGAAGCAACCUGGGUAGCACCGCCACUCGGCGUUUUCCAAGAUAAAGAGGUCCACCUUGACAUGCGCAAGAAGACUGAGGCUGCUUCUAACAGCAUGUUUGCCAUCUUCCACCGGGGCUCCGAGCAGCAACAAAAUAUGCGCCAGUACAUGGAAAGUCUCAUGCGACAGCGUCUUGAGAACCCCGAGCUUGAGAAGGUGCUGAUUCCGGAGUGGUCCGUCGGGUGCCGCAGGCUAACGCCCGGGACGGACUACCUUGAAUCCCUAAGAGACGAUAAUAUUACCGAAACAACACCAACCGGCAUCGUGUGUAGCGACGGCAAGGGCGAUUACCCGGUCAAUGUCCUCAUCUGCGCCACUGGUUUUAACACGACGUUAAAGCCCCGAUUUCCUGUGCAAGGUGCUCGAGGUUGUAAGCUCGAGAACAUGUGGAGAGAUGAGCCUCGGUUCCAGAAGGAGAACCUUCCAUCUUUCGAAGUUCGUCGCAGUGCAGUCGCCGAAUUUAGUUCGUGGAAAGAUAAAUGGAUGAAGGAUACCAUCUGGUUCGAGUCUUGA